UAUCUGAUGAGUUGUUAAAGACUAUACAGAAAAGAAAUUAACUUGACACUUUGUACAUCUAAAGAGAAGAAUUAAUUAAACAACCUCUUCCUCAGAGGAAGGUCAUAACCUGGUUGUAAGUGAAGAGAGAGUGUGAGAGAGAUUUAAUGGCAAAAGAGGCAGAAUGGAAGGAACAGAUGGACUUGGGCGGAUUAAGUAAAAUCUGGGUGGGUCUGAUAAAAAUUCACUCAAGAGGAGGAAAAUGAAUAAAAGAAAGACAUCGAGACAGUUCAGUAAUACACGUGAAACUGAAGAAAUUCAGAACUGCAUAGAUGAAGAGGUGAGUUGCAUUUUUUCAUUCUACCAUUAUAAUCACUUAUCUAUAUCAACAAAAAAGCAUUCUUUACUUCAUUCAUUUAUGAUACUGCAUGGCUUAUUGGAAGAUUUUAAUACAUUUUAUACAUAAUUUUAUUAAUUUAAUUUAAGAAAUAAUAAAUAACUUAAAUAACAGCUGAUGACUACGUAAUACAUCUAGGAUGCCUUUAAUAACACGAUCUGUUUAUUUAGGUGUGUGUGGAAGACUCUGCACAACGGACAAGGAGAGACAGAUGUACCUUUCUUCCAGAGAUUAACUGAGAUCAUGAAGGAUUACAAAGAAAUUGGAGUUGGUGAUUGAGACACAGAAUUAAGAAAUUUACCAAAAAUCUUAAUCCAGCAAGAAAUCAGACCAGGUGAUGGGUAUAGAAGAACAAGGUCUUAGCUAAGUCUGUUCAUCUCUGCACUAAGCUGAAUUAAUAUGACUUAGAAACAAAUGCCGCUCGUUUUGGGUUUCUUAAAUGGAUGACUUCAUUUAUAAACCUCUAAAGGCAUGAAGAUCUUUGUUGACUGCCGGGCUCAUCUCUGUUGACUUUCUGGAAACUUACAGAAGCAUCAGGUUAACAGCAUCUUUCCGGCAUGCUGGAGCAGUUGUCUCGGAAGAAACGUUCCCUCCUGUCCCUCUCACUGACCUCGCUUGCCCUGGCGCUCUCUGUCUUGGCUUUCUGCACCUCGUACUGGUGCGUGGGAACGCACAAAGUGGUCAAACCUCUCUGUCUGUCACCUGUCAAAUUGAAGAACUGCGGACAGAACGACAGCCAGCCUUACACAACAGAAGCCCCAACCAUAGACCCAAAAAAAGGGGAUUUCAACGUGACAAUGUCCCCCACGCAGAUAGAGGAGCUGGCCCGUAUAAAAGCCCAAAAUCUGGCAAAUGCAGUUCACUACAUCUGGGAGACAGGAGAGGACAAAUACAUGCUGCGUUAUUUCCAUACCGGAUUCUGGCUUUCCUGUGAAAAGCACAAUGAUGGUAAAGGUGAAAAAUGUCGGAGCUUCAUUGAGCUGACCCCAGGAGAAACACAAGGAGUUCUGUGGCUUUCUGUGAUAUCUGAAUUUGCGUACAUCGGCCUGCUGGCGUUGGGCUUCUUAAUGAUGUGGGUGGAACUGCUUCUUCUGUGUCUGAAUAAGGAGAUGUAUGCCCUCAAGAUCAACGCUUUCGCUGCCAUUUGUACCGUACUGUCCGGCCUGAUGGGAAUGGUGGCACAUAUGAUGUAUACAACCGUGUUUCAGAUGACUGUGAGCAUUGGCCCUAAAGACUGGAGACCUCAGACGUGGGACUAUGGCUGGUCAUUUGCUUUGGCGUGGAUCUCCUUUAGUUGUUGUAUGGCAGCCGCCGUAUUCACCCUAAACUCUUACACCAAAACCCUAAUCGAAAUGAGGCACCGUGCCCGGAUCCGCCUGGAGGAGGCCCGCGCCACCAACCAUGCCCCACCGUAUGAUGAGGUCAUCACGGCGGGUGGUGGGAGCCUGUAUUCGGUCAGCCGUCUGGUUCAACAGUGCCACAAGGGUGCACUCAUGGACACCAUGUGGCCCCUCAGUGAGGAAGUGCCUGAUGGGCCUAUGCCAACUGCAAAUCCCCAUGGUCUGGUACUGAUGGGGGGAUGUAGAACAAAGGGGUGUGAGGACUAUGAGGAAGACCUGGAUGAAAUGGAUGAAGUGUCGGAUAGGGAAGAGAGAGGAGGGGCGGAUGAAAUGUGCUAGGGUGAUGAAUGAGAAACUGGCACGUGACAGGACAGAAAUGAUACAAGAUUCUGGUAUGAGCGACAGAUGAACACAAAAAACACUCAUGAUCUUAAAAAUAUUGUCUUGUUACAGAUCAAUUGUGCAUUCAUACCAAACAGAUCCUAAUAAACAUCUUGGAGUUGUCCUUAUCGUCAUAUACAUCAAUGGCUUUUAUGGAUAUAUGUUUUGUUAAGUGUUAUUUCUACACUGUAGCUUUAACAAAAGAAACUUUUGGCUUUUCUUGAACACAGCUUUACACCAGUGGUUGACCCAUUGUUGCUGUUUCAGAUGUUCAUAAAAUUGUCCCUAGCUGUCAUUGGGGCUGUACCCUUUCAAAAAGUACAAUUAUACAUGAAGAAAUUAUAAUAGUACCUCAGAGGUACAUAUUGGUACCAAAGAGCGCAUAGCAGUACCUCAAAAGUACAUAUUGGUGCCAUAUACAUAUCUGACCCUUUUUAUUGCCCAAGUAAACUCUAGGGACAAUUUUUUGACCAUUUGUUGUUUAAAUUAAAACAUUUUUUUGACAGUCAGUGUUUACAUUUUUGAGAUAAUAUCAGCCUACAAAUGGUUCACUUUUAGUUGUUCCUGAAUGAUCUGCUGGGAUGACAAAAUGUAUUUUAUCACUAAAAUAAUAAUGAAACACUUUCAUUUGCUGGUCUAAGCUGGUCUUCUCAGCAGGAAUAUUAAGAAUUUGUAUGUAUAUAUUAUGUACACUGAUGUAUAAUAGUCUUAAUGGUCAGAUCUGUGGUGAAUCGUUUUAUAAUCUGUAUACAUUGGUAAAUACAGUAUGAUGUAUUCUCCCAUGUUUUAAAGUGCUAUAUAAAUGUGUCUUUUUCAAAAAAAUGAUUGUCCUCUUUUGCUUGGCAUUUUUCUC
Molecule: messenger RNA, 2950 nt
Organism: Paramisgurnus dabryanus
Lineage: Eukaryota; Metazoa; Chordata; Actinopteri; Cypriniformes; Cobitidae
Product: germ cell-specific gene 1-like protein
Cellular component (GO): plasma membrane
Source: RefSeq, a predicted model, not a curated record